Oncorhynchus kisutch (coho salmon) is the source of this 1071-nucleotide messenger RNA. RefSeq lists its product as uncharacterized. The transcript has 2 exons. The record is from RefSeq and is a predicted model, not a curated record. Bases 19 to 1071 code for a protein of 350 amino acids. Lineage: Eukaryota; Metazoa; Chordata; Actinopteri; Salmoniformes; Salmonidae.
UCUGUUUGUUCAAAACAGAUGACGAAGGAACAGCUUGCCAAAUUGUGCAAGACAAUUGUAACCUUCAUCGCACAGACCACCCUGCAGAUCCUGCUGCCAGCCCUGGCCCGCGUACUUGGGGUAAAGGACUUUGCUGACGACGACACUGACUCACCCAAGAGGGGUGGUAGUGCAAGAUCCUUUGCUGCCUUUGACAAGGAAAGACUGGAGCUCAUCCAGGAAGUUAGAUAUCUGGCGAAGAAAAUGUAUAAGGGCGGCACAGGGGCUCAACAUCUCAGGUCCCUAACACCCUCUUCUAAGAGUUCCCAGACCUCAGUGAAAGUCCACCUGGGAAUGACAGAGGACAGAAUCAUCAAAAGUGUCCAGGAGCAACUGUCUGAUCAUAAUAUCCUGUCCUCUUGCCCACCUGAGCUGACUGUUGGUCUUAUCAAGGUGGUGGUCGAACAGCUUAACUCUGCCCUCUCUGCGACCAUCAGCAGAGCCAUUUCAGGGCGGUCCUCCCCUAUUUCUUCUGGUACCCAGGCCGCUGAACAAAUGGUCAACAUGGUCCAGAAAUGUUUUGAUGAUCACACCACCCCAGAGGACCAGAGCUCUACCUCUGUAUUAGAGUCAUGCAUUCCACCUGCAACAGAAGAAGUGAUGACUGUUAUCGCAGAGAUGGUGGGUGAAUUGGAAAAAGAAGAUCCGGAAUUGGCUAAGGUUUUUCGAGAAGUGGCUGUGAAAGUUAAAAUGUUGGCAUCUGGCAGUGACCUUGUAGUGGAGCACCUGGAUGUUGAAGACUCUCCUGUUCCAGAGGAGCUGAACAUAAUAUGUACAUCUUGCAAAGCAAUGAUGCAAAAUCUUGGCACUCUGUUUAGUGUGAAGUUCAAGACCAAAGCCUCAAAGGCUGUGAGUGAAAUUCUUGUGAGAAUGUUAAUGAGCGAUAUCUCUGGUAUGGUUCAACCUUCUCAUUCGUUUAGUACCACUCCAAGCUUGAUGAAUGCAUCUAGCCCAUCUGACAGGAUCCUUGAUUCUGCGGCCACUGAGCUCAUACAGAUCAAAGUAGAAUCUGAGGACAUCAAAAAUAAUUGA